AUGAAGUUUGUCGCUCUGCUUUCUGGAGGUAAAGAUAGCUGUUUCAACAUCAGCCAUUGUCAAAAACACGGUCACGAACUCGUGGCAGCGGCCUCACUCCGGCCCAAAGAGGGCAUUGAUGAACUCGAUUCAUAUCUGUAUCAGACCGUAGGACAAGAUGCUAUUGAAUAUGUCGCACAGGCGUUGGAUGUUCCUCUGUAUCGCACCGUAAUCCAAGGGACAGCCGUUGAGCUCCAGAACGAAUAUGGUACUCGGCUUGGAGUCGAAAGAUCGACGAACCAGGGUGUAGAUGAGGACGAGACAGAGGACAUGUUUCGUCUUUUGCAAGACGUUCUCAGACAUCACCCAGACAUCCAGGCCGUCUCAGUCGGUGCAAUACUGUCGACAUAUCAAAGACUUCGCGUCGAGCAUGUUUGUCGAAGGCUAGGACUCACUUCACUCUCAUAUCUAUGGCAAAGAGACCAGGAGGAGCUUCUGCAAGAGAUGAUAGAUGCGGGGGUUCAUGCUGUCCUAAUCAAAGUGGCUGGCAUAGGUCUGAAACCUUUGCACCUCGGUCAGUCGUUGGCUGAAAUGCAACCAUUGCUCCAAAGUUUGAACCUUCGAUUUGGCUCCCACGUUUGCGGCGAAGGUGGAGAGUACGAGUCACUUACCUUGGACUGCCCCGCCUUCAAGCGCAAGAUUAUUCUGACUGAGACUGAGACCGUCAUUCAAAACGACCAUGACUUUGCAACGGUGGCAUACCUCAGGAUCAAGUCGGCACAUCUGGAAGAUAAAGCAUCUAUUAUCACCGAUAUAAUUCCGCCAAUUCUAUUCGACGAGGAGGUAACCAACGUACAGGCAGCUGCCCAAUCGACGCCUGCAGAUGAAGCAGUAGCAACCAAGGAGUGCUCGAUGGGCAAUGUUGUUCGCGCUCCCACUAUCCAAGCCAAAUAUAAAUGGGUCGCAGUUUCAUCGGUAUCAGGAGCCGAGGAACACAGCAACGGUAUUGCUGCUGAAACACGCCGAUGUUUCGAAAACCUGAAAAAGCUGCUUGCGAAAGAAGACCUGGACAUCACUGCCGUGGCACACAUUACUGCUCUGCUAGGAAACAUGGACGACUUCGCUGCUUUCAACCAAGUAUACUCUACCAUGUUUGGCACGAGUCCACCAGCACGUGCUUGCGUAGCGGUAGAUCUACCUCGAUCCCAUAGCGUUUUACUGGAAUGCCUCGCAUACAGGAACCACGCGCCUCUAGAGCGACUGGCUCUUCACGUACAAGGUAUCAGCUACUGGGCACCUGCCAAUAUAGGACCUUAUUCACAAGCCAUAUCGGUUGGCGGCGUCACGUUUGUGUCAGGUCAAAUUGGUUUGAUCCCUUCGAGCAUGAUCUUGCCAUCCCCAUACGAGUUUGCGACCGAAAUAUCCUUAUCACUGAAGCAUAUUCGCUCAAUCAUUAAGGCUCUCCAAACGUCGUCUUUGGAGUUACAGCCGUACGGUUACAUCGUUUGGCUACAGGAUUCUCAACACCUGUCCUCAACUGUUCGCGCGAUGAAUGUCUGGAUUGAAAUUUCUCGAAGUAGCUCAGCUCCGUCUCGUGUGCCCGUACUAGUCAUCAUCCCUUCAUCCUUGCCAAAGGGAGCUGCAGUUGAAGCGCAGACUGUACUGCAUCGCCAAGAUAGCAACUCUGAAGAGACAGAGAAGCUUGAUUAUGUAUGCCAAUCCACCACUUUGCAUCGACUGGAAUCCACCAAGGUAGAAGACGUCGAUAGGUUCACCGUUGUUUGGACAAAUCUCACCGACAUUGAGAGUGCCAUAGGAAGAUGCAAAGAUGCGCUAUCACAAGCGCUUUGCCUCAAAUUAUACACCUCCGGUAAUAUUGGAGCGAAUGUUCUGGACAAGCUGAAUGAUCUCUCAGCCCUAACGGUGGUUCCAGUCCGUGGAGUCUUCAGUCUAACCGAUAGCUCUUACAAGACAUGGGAGGUCGCUAUUGUUGCCAUGUGCUUUGAUAAGUCAAGAGGGUAA
Molecule: messenger RNA, 2001 nt
Organism: Serendipita indica DSM 11827
Lineage: Eukaryota; Fungi; Basidiomycota; Agaricomycetes; Sebacinales; Serendipitaceae
Source: the annotation of a GenBank genome assembly